This is a messenger RNA of Chrysemys picta bellii (western painted turtle), 7432 nucleotides long. The record is from RefSeq and is a predicted model, not a curated record. Lineage: Eukaryota; Metazoa; Chordata; Testudines; Emydidae.
AUGACCAGGGCUUCGAUUUCCGGUAGCUGAUACGAGCUCUCUCUGUGUCUGUGUCUCUCUCUCUCCCUGAGCAUUGAAUAUCAGCGGGCGGAGGCGGAGGGGCGCCUGGCACACACACACACACACGCGCGCACACACACACACACACACACAGGUGGGGGGUGGAGGAGGACAGAGGGAGAAGCCAGUGACCGGGGGAUGGGAGACACUUUCCCCUCCCCACAGCCACCCCCUCACCAUAUCACCCUACCAGCCCCAGCCAAUACAGGGAAUAGACCACAGCCUCCCCGCCCCGCAUUCCUAUGGACAGACACCUGCAGGGAUUUUUGUGUUGGUGAAUCAGUUAACGUUUCCAAAAUGCAAUAUAAAAAUUAAGUUUUGCCAACACAUGAAGAUUGGGGAAGACAUGGGAGAGAGACGUGGAAACAGAAGUGGCAGAGAAAUGGCACUCUGGAGCAAAGAACGGGGAAAAUAUCCCAUGCAUCAUUCUCUGGAAUACGGGUGCUGCAGAGACUAACCCAAAUGGCAUCCGCUUGAAUUGGAACAAACCUUCUGGAGUGAUGAAAGCUGUGUACUUGCAGGAUUCUUCCAUUAAGGGGAGCUGGAGGUAAGCAGUGGAUAAAUCAAGGGUUGUAAAGACUCUUGCCUCCUUCAAGGAAAGGAGUUGUUGAUCCUAUAACAUGGAGGAUUGCCUUCAUACCUCUUCUGAAAACCUUUCCAAACUGGUCAGUUGGGCCCACAGCCAUGGGACCAUCUGCAGCCUCAUUCCAAAUCUAAAGCACUUGCUUUCUGAAGGUUCCCAUGGCAACCUGACAGCUAUGUGGGGCUGUAGCGCAGGCCAUGCGUAUCAUUGGCCACUGACUGCUACCUGCAGGGCUGGGUCUCAGGAAAGAGUAUGUUUCCAGGACAACAGAAGCUUCAACUCAGACAGUCCCAGCAUCAUAGGUGUGCCCUCGGAGACACAGACUAGCCCAGUAGAGAGGUACCCUGGGAGACCAGUGAAAGCAAAAUUGGAUUGUAACAGAACCAGGGACUCCUGUGAUUUCUCUUACUGCAGUGAGCCUUCAGAGCUAGAUGAAGCCGUGGAAGAAUACGAAGAUGAGGCUACCCUCUUUGACAUGGUCUGCGAGUCCUCGGUGACAGAUGAAGAUAGUGACUUUGAACCUCAUACCCAAAGAUCUCAAACCAUUUCCCGCAAAAGGCCUGGAGCGGGCCAAUCCUCAUCAUCUCUUUCAGGCUCCCAGUCUCAGGUCAUCGAUGAAAGUAGUAACAAUGUGAUCGUCAAAAAGAUUAAGCAAGAAAUCCCUGAAGAUUAUUAUAUUGUGGCUAAUGCAGAACUUACUGGUGGCAUUGAUGGGCCUGCAUUAUCGCUGACGCAGAUGUCAAAGCCCAAGCCUCAAACUCAUGCUGGACCUUCCUAUAUUGGCCCUUCUAAGCCCACCCCUCCUGUAGCGCCUUCUCUCAGUGCUGAGCUAGACUUACAAAAUGUGUCUGCUUCUCCCCCCGUCAUAUCGAGGCCUGCAGUUCAGAAGCCUGCAAGAGUAACUCUGGCUUCUCCAAACAGAGGACCAGCUAGCACCCCUACAGCCAACCAACAGGUAGCGCUCCAGAUGCCAGUCAGUACUUCCAAUACCAGCAAACAGAUUAGCAUUCCUUUAUCAGCCCUGCAGCUCCCUGGACAAGAAGAGCAAGCUGCUUCAGAAGACCUUCUCCAACCCGUGCCAAAUCAGGUUCCUGCUGGCGAAGUAGCAUUAUCUCCUUCAAUUAGCGCGGAGCCGGAAGUCAGCUCUAGUCAGCAACAACCUAACACUGCUCCUAUCAUCACUGCGGAGGCAACAGCACAGUCAAUACCAGACCAGGAUGAGAGAGCAGCGGAACUCAGCAGGGAGCAGAAUGAGAAAACCAUUCGCAGCACUCAGACGGCUCUCCGUAACUUCAGAGAGUUUCUCAUCUCCAAAUAUCCCUCAGAAACCCGGGAAAUCUAUGUCAUCCCUUGCAAAGAGCUCGAUGCAUACCUAGCUUCCUUCUUUGUGGAUGCCAGACAGAAGGAUGGCUCAGAAUAUGAGCCAAACAGCUUGGCCAACUAUCAGUGCGGGCUGGAGCGCUAUCUCAAAGAACACAGGUAUGGAUACAGUAUUACAAGGGAUAAGGAGUUCAAGAGAUCUCAAGAAGCUUUGAAGCAAAAGCAGAUAGAGCUGAGGUGUAAAGGUAAAGGAAACAAGCCACACAAAUCCAUGAAGCUGACCUUUGCUGAUGAGCUUAUCCUACGCAAAAGAGGCUUGUUGAGUCGAUAUAAUCCCGAGGGGCUGCUGAACCUUGUCUGGCUAAAUAAUACUAAGGCGUUUGGACACUGUACAGGUUUUCAUGGGUCCACCCUCAAAUGGGGGGAUAUCAGGCUCAGGGUGACAGAAACAGGCUUGGAAUACUUGGAGUGGAUGGGGCAAGAGACUGGGGAUAUGAAUGCCAAAACCAAGAGAGGAGGGACUGAUUCCAGAGUCUAUGCCACCCAGCAUGCUCCACAGACCUGCCCAGUGCAAGACUACAAGGAGUACGCUCAAAGACGGCCCCCUGCCAUGCGAUACGAAGAUGCUCCUUUCUACCUGUCUAUCAAGCCAGUUGUCAACCUGGCUGCACUUCAUUGGUACAACUGUCAAGCCCUGGGGAAAAACAAGCUUGCAAAGAUGGUAAAGACGAUGUGCGAGAAGGGCAACAUCCCUGGCAGAAAGACCAACUUCAGCGUCUACCAGAGCUGCAGCACCCUGUCCGAAGCACAGAGUAACCAGCUGGUGCUAAUCUGUAACAAUUUAAGUCAACAAGCUGCCCAGUCUAUGGCAAGCCACUCCAGUUCUGGCAACUUCAUAGUGUCGGCUUCUUAUGACUCUUCCUCCGACACGGCCUGAAAGGUGGAUUUCAAUUGAACAGUUUUUUGUUAAGCUCUGAAUUUAUGCCCAAUAAUACACAUCAACUGUGAUUGUACACUAUUCCCCACACCUUCCCAGUGUUAAUUCACUUUAUAAAAAAUAUAAAUAUAUAAUAUAUUUUUCUUUUUACAAAUAAGUCGAUAGAAAUAGUUUAGUAUUACUAACAUAGUAUUUAUAGUGUUUAAUACAAAAAUGAAAGCUACUUAUGGGUUAUAAUAUAAUUGCAGAUUUUACAAGGGCAAAAUGGUUCUCAGGCAACACAAGAGAGACUGGAAAUACAGUUUUUAACAGGCAUGCAAACAAUGAGUGUAAAUCCCCAUGGAGGCUUACAUCUCAAAUCUGUUUUAAAUCGUUUUGUAAAGCUUCUUAUUUUAACAACAUGAUCUCCAAGGUAGAGGGAGACAAACUUAUCACUGGCUACCUGAAAGCUUGUUCUUGUUCAGCCAGACCAGGAAAUAAGAGAUGUAUCAGUGUAAGCUUGUGAAAUCGUUUAGAGCAGUUUUUGUUUUCUUAUCGUUGUGGUCCCUGAGACUCAUUUAUGCCAGCCGGAAAAGUAUAUAAUAUUCCUAAACAAAGUCCACUGAAGACUAUUUUUAACUAUUUUUUGUUGUUGAUUUUCUGUGAUCAAAAAUGUCGCCGGUCUUUAGACUAUGAAAUAUUGUUUUGAACAAUAUGCAAAGGUGUAAUGGCAAAAAGACUGUUAUACAAAUAAUCUUUACUGUUUCAAACUAAGCAUUGGUCAUUAGUAUUUUGUUUUAUGUCAUCCAUGGAAAUGCAGCGUGAGCUUCUACUAAAUUAGAAUUUCAGCUACUCUUUCAAUUGUCCAGGGAAUGCAACAGUGCUGAAAAAUCAGAAAUCUUUUCCCAAGCCAUAAAAAUAGACUACGGAUAAAUCAAAUGUGUCUUCAAUUGUCAUUCAAAAUCCAUAGGAGGCAUAAUGGACAAUUUAAAUCAUUUUUAUAUUUAAUAUGUGGGGGGGAUCUAAAUUCUUAAAAUACUAGAAAACACAAUGAGCUAAAUUCAGCUAACACACAAUUCCCAUUGAAGACAAUAUGUGUGAAUAUUAGGGUGACAAGAUGUCCCGAUUUUAUAGGGACGGUCCUGAUUUUUGGGGAUUUGUUGUAUAUAGGCACCUAUUACCCCCCACCCUCUUUCCCGAUUUUUCAGACUUGCUGUCUGGUCAGCCUAGUGAAUAUGAAAGCAGAAUUUGGCUCUUAAAGACUAAAUAAUGACUGUUAUCUUUCCAGCUGAUUUACUUUGCAGUAUAAUUGUUCAUUAAGCACAGGGAAGACACUAACAAAUUAAACAUUUCAGUUGGAACCAUUACAUUAUAAUCCCUAACCUUUAAAAUUGAGUAUGAUCAUUUUGGUGGUAAUUGAACUGAGUUUACACUGCAUUACAUAUGAAAAUGCUUUGCUAAGGUACCCUAGCACUGCAAAGAUGAGACUUUAGACAAAACUACUAGUGACUUGAUUUGAUGGCCAUGGAAUUUAAUGGCAGUCCAUCCAUUGACUUCAAUGGGUGCUUGAUCAGGCUAUAGGUGAGAAGCUGUUUCUUUAUUGACGUUCUUUAGAUCUGCAACUCUGUAGUGAGUGACAUUUAAACCAGUGGAGAAUAAAGGGAGGAUGAGAAUAAGGGUAGCAAAAAGAAGUAGAAACUGACCAACCCAACACUGUGUUUGAAUAUACUUUAACUGAUACGAGGAUGAAAUUUUCUCCUAUGCAGAGGAUUAGCGUAAGGUUCUAUGCAUCACUUCAGCCGUAUUUUGAGGUCUUCAGUGGAACGUUAAUAGCACGUCGGCCUUGUGGUGGCCCUCUGCACAAGCAUGAAUUUCACCCCAACGAAUCUCUCUCCCACCUCACCUUGUAACACAUAUCAACUGUAAAGCAACUUGCGUGUGGCACAAUCUGCUUUUGAACUCCCAGUGAUACUUACAUAUCAGUGCACCUGUGGUACUGCAGGGCUUUGAUUUCUUGUGUGCUUGCUAAGCCAGAGUUUUGCACAAGAGUGUAAAAUCACCAAGAGCUACUACUCUACCCAUCUUUCCGGCCCCUGAGUUACUAAUAGAUACCGUACCCUUUCUUCCCCACUGUUUAGGACUUUGGGGUAGACGUUGGUUUGGCUGGAGUCAGGUGAGGGUAGCUGAUAGUUCAUACUGCACGUUCUUACUGGCUUUACAACAGGCAUUGGUCUUGAUUUUGAACAUCUCAUUUGAGGCCAAAACUUGCGCCCAUGGAUAUUAGCGUCAGGUGUGCCACUGAGUUCAGUGGAUCAGGAUAUUUGACCCGUUCGGGUGUGUCUACACUGCAGUUGGAGGUGUGAUUGGAGAACAGAUUGGCGUACCCAUGCUAGCUUAACCUAGCUAGCACACCUAAAAAUAGCAGUGCAGGUGCGGGGGCAUGGGCUAGCAACGUGAGUAUGUACCCAGAGCCACUGAUGUGCUUGCGCAGCCUGUGCUGAGCUAGCUUGGGUACGCAACCUGAGCUGCAGUCAGACCUCCAAUUGCAGUGUAGACAUAACCUUAGUAAAGGAGGAGGAAAAAUAAGGGACAGUAGUGAUGGUGAUGGGCCUUCCAGGGCUUCUAGAUGGUGCCUGCAAAUAAAUGUGCCAAUAUCCCACACAGUUUGGGUAUCCAAAUGCCAUUCCUGUGACUCCCCCACAUGCCCUGUCCUAACAUGCUUUCUUGGAGAGACUUGUGGUGGUGAUGUGCAAGGUGCUGUAGAAUCCCCCUGCUUGGCCUCUCUGCUCCCACAGAACGGAACUGCGGUGUCUUGAGGGCAUCCGGUUCCUCCCGAGGCUGAGCAGGAGACACAGGGGACCCAUUGAACCUAGUGGCAACACCACCAUGAGAGAUAGUAAUGCCUCCCUCUCUUGGGAACCCAUUUAGGUAGGACCUGGAAUUGUUAGCUCAGGUGAAUUGGUUUGUGGUGUGAUUUCUGCCUUGUCAUAUGUUCUGAUCAACCUUUGUAUCCCUGAUUGGCCCCAUACAGCCUAACUAGAAACACAUUUCUCCACCAAACACUUGAAAUGUUGCUUUGUGCAUGUGAGUGUUGUGUUUUAGGGUAUGUGUCUACACAGCAGCUGCAGCAGACUGGGCAGCGGCUUGCUCUAGCCAACCAAGUACGUCCCCAAAGGGUCAGGUGAAAUUGUACUCGGGUGGGUUGCCGGAGCCGCUGCUCAUAUUGCUGCAGCCACCAGCUAUUUUUAGCAUGCUAACUUCUGCAGAGCUAGCGCGUGUCUGUCUACCCAGGCUGGGAAUUCUACCUCCCAGCUGAAGUGUAGUCAUCCACUUAACCUUACCAGAGCCUUUUAGUAUAAUCAGAGUAGAUCAUUAAGGAAGAAAAGGCACUAAGGUUGCUGAAUGCACUUGGGGAGCAAGAGCAGUUCCAUUGCUUUUUGCUUCUCAGUCCAUAUUUCCCAUACCCUUCCUGCCAGCUCCCGUUCCCAGCGUUUGUCUGUUUGGCAUUUACAGGUUUGAGUUUGGGAUCACGUCAUAGGCAGGGUGUUAAUCUUGAUAUAACUGUGAAAGAUGGCAGCUCUGCUAGUUCCCAGGCUUAGGAAUCAGUGUGUAUUUUGGAGAUUGGGAGGGAGGGGCAUGGAUAUUACAUUUAUUUUAUUUUUAAAUACAUGUUUUAGCCUUUUCUUUUGUACGUUAUGACAACCCUAAUGAGUAACUCAGGGUUACAAUACUGAACUUGCCAUGCCAGUGGCAGAAUGCUGAGAGCUUUGCUAGGGAUGGGCAGCACAAUACAGAGCUCUCUAGAUAGACUCUUUGUUGAGGUAGCUUUGAACACAUCGGGCCAGAAUCUGAUAUCUGUAUAGGAGGGUUGCCACUGGCUGUGCCCCCACUGCCAGCCUGACCGUCCUCCCCCUAGCAGCUUGCCCCCACACCCAUCCCACCCCAGGAGCCCCUGGCUUGUCACACACACACACACACAGAGCAAGACCAGGGCAUUGGCUGGACUUCAGCGUGUUGUCCCUCAGCUGCAAAGCACAUGGCUGGCAGCAAAUAAAACCUGGCAUGCCACAUCCGCUGACCAGGAACCAGCAAGGCAGCAGAAAAACUGGCCAGGCCAGGCGGCAACCCUACUGAGUAGCACCAUCCUCCAACGGUAGAUCCAUUGGCGUCAAAGGGCAGUGGGAGGAAGGUACUAUUCAGUCUGAGUAAUGGUAUCAGAAUCUGGCCCAUAAAGGAGGCACUAUAUACUUCCUUAUGAAUACGCCUGCUGUACGUUUUAAUGUAACCUGUCAAAAUGGAGCUUUGAGAAGUGAGUUCAAGUACUGAUCUCUUUUUUAACUUUGAGAAAAUGAGUGGAAUGACUCUUCCCGUGCCAUAUUUGCCUGUUGAAAUAGCUGUAAGGGGGAAUGCUAUUGUCUCUGCAGUGUGACGCUUUCCUGUUAGUAAAGCCACGACAGUGCAGCCAGGACAUAGUUCUGUAAGUUGCCACCAGGGCCGGCUUUGGCUUUUUUGCCACCCAAGGCAAAAAAGCCUCCCGCCGCCCCCACCCCCAG